AUGUACCCGUAUCUAAUGCGUAGGAGUGAUUGCUUCGUUUACGUACGACUCUCGUACAAGGGUUUCGUAUCGGUCGCUUGUAAAGGUCACGCAAGGGCUCAUAUACUUGUCUUUAAACUAAUUUUCUUUUCUGCAAGCGCGCCCGGUCACGGUAGUCGUGCGCUCGCGUCGCGAUUUACUAAUAAUUAUAAAUGGGUUGAAAGUACGCAGACGCUGCUGUGCGCUGUGGACUUUAUUUUUACGCGGAGACGUGUACGCGAGCGGUACGCGCGGCGAGUCGGCCACGAGGAGAGUCCGCCGCCGGCUGCUCAAAAC
This is a messenger RNA of Brenthis ino (lesser marbled fritillary), 315 nucleotides long. The record is from the annotation of a GenBank genome assembly. NCBI's taxonomy places the organism in Eukaryota, Metazoa, Arthropoda, Insecta, Lepidoptera, Nymphalidae.